This is a messenger RNA of Camellia sinensis, 3366 nucleotides long. RefSeq names its product heat shock protein 70 (Hsp 70) family protein. Gene Ontology annotation, biological process: endoplasmic reticulum unfolded protein response. Lineage: Eukaryota; Viridiplantae; Streptophyta; Magnoliopsida; Ericales; Theaceae. The record is from RefSeq and is a predicted model, not a curated record. Gene Ontology annotation, molecular function: ATP-dependent protein folding chaperone; ATP binding. Gene Ontology annotation, cellular component: endoplasmic reticulum chaperone complex.
ACUUUCAUUUCUCAGACACAAAUUUUCCCACCUGUUGAGAGAACCCCUGCUUUCUCAGCGAAUUUUCCCGGAAAGUAGAGAUCAAUGCAUGUCAGCGAUAAUUCGUGAUUACACAGGGGCUUCAUUGAUGCUCUUCAGACGAAGCUCUGAAAAGUACGUGGUAGGGUUUGGAUUCAUUUGAUUCCGAUCCAGAAAAAAUGUCAUCGAUCUUCUUCAGGUUAGGGUUACUACUCUCGAUCCUCUUCUUUGUUGCGAAACCGUCCGAAUCAGCGGUUUUCAGUGUAGAUCUAGGCUCAGAAUGGUUGAAAGUCGCCGCGGUGAAUCUGAAACCAGGACAAAGUCCAAUCUCGGUCGCGAUUAACGAAAUGUCGAAGCGAAAAUCGCCGGCAUUGGUCGCAUUUCAAGGCGGCAACCGCUUGAUCGGCGAAGAAGCUGCCGGACUCGUGGCGAGGUAUCCCGAUAAAGUAUAUUCCAAUCUUCGAGAUUUGAUAGGAAAGCCCUAUGAUUGUGUGAAGAAAUUUCUCGAUUCAAUGUAUUUGCCAUUUGAUGUUGUGGAAGAUCCGAGAGGCGGUGCUGGGAUUAGGGUUGAUGGUGGUGCAAUUUAUUCGCCGGGGGAAUUGGUGGCGAUGGUAUUGGGUUAUGCUUUGCAUUUGGCAGAGUUUCAUUCCAAGGUUCCGAUUAAGGACGCCGUGAUUACAGUGCCACCAUACUUCGGGCAGGUAGAGAGGAAGGGUUUGCUUCAGGCGGCUCAGUUGGCUGGGAUUAAUGUGCUUUCGCUGAUCAAUGAGCACUCAGGUGCGGCGUUGCAGUAUGGGAUUGAUAAGGAUUUCUCGAAUGAGUCAAGGCAUGUUAUAUUCUAUGAUAUGGGUUCGAGUAGUACUUAUGCUGCUCUUGUGUAUUUCUCUGCGUAUAAUGCGAAGGAGUAUGGGAAGACUGUCUCUGUCAACCAAUUUCAGGUCAAGGAUGUUAGAUGGGACCCACAACUUGGGGGUCAGGAUAUGGAAUUAAGGUUGGUGGAGUACUUUGCGGAUGAGUUCAAUAAACAACUUGGAAACGGGGUAGAUGUGAGGACAUCCCCUAAGGCGAUGGCAAAGUUGAAGAAACAAGUUAAACGCACAAAAGAUAUUCUAAGUGCAAACACAAUGGCUCCAAUUUCAGUUGAAUCUCUUUAUGAUGAUCGUGACUUUAGGAGUACGAUUACUCGUGAGAAGUUUGAGGAGCUCUGCAAUGAUCUUUGGGAGAAAUCUCUUUUUCCUCUUAAAGAAGUGCUUAAAAAUUCUGGUUUGAAGAUUGAUGAGAUAUACGCGGUGGAGUUGAUUGGAGGUGCCACUCGAGUGCCAAAACUACAGGCUAAGAUCCAAGAAUUCAUUGGGAGGAAAGAUCUGGACAAACACUUGGAUGCUGACGAAGCUAUUGUUCUUGGUGCUGCAUUACGUGCAGCGAAUUUAAGUGAUGGAAUCAAAUUGAAUCGUAAGCUAGGGAUGGUUGAUGGUUCUUCAUAUGGAUUUGUCAUCGAGCUUAAUGGUCCUGAUCUUCUAAAAGAUGAAAGCACUAGACAGGUGCUUGUGCAAAGAAUGAAAAAACUACCCAGUAAGAUGUUUAGAUCCAUCAUACACAAUAAAGACUUUGAAGUUUCACUUGCCUAUGAGAGUGAAGACCUAUUACCACCUGGUGCUCCUUCGCCCAUAUUUGCUCAGUAUGUCGUGUCUGGUCUGACUGAUGCUAGUGAAAAGUAUGCAUCACGUAAUCUUUCUUCACCCAUCAAGGCCAAUCUACAUUUCUCUCUCAGUAGUAGUGGGAUAUUUUCUUUGGAUAGAGCAGAUGCUGUUGUUGAAAUAUCCGAAUGGAUAGAAGUUCCCAAAAAGAAUCUUACCGUGGAGAACUCAACUUCUGCUUCACCCAACAUAUCAGUUGAAGGUGGUCCCGGGAACACUUCAGAAGACAGCGGUGACAGCUUGAAGACAGACGGUGGAACUAAUAAUGCAUCCAACUCCAGUGAAAAUGAUCAAAGCACUACUGAUCUUGGUACAGAGAAAAAACUGAAGAAGAGGACUUUUAGAGUUCCACUCAAGAUUAUUGAGAAGGUGGUGGGACCUGGAAUGUCUCUUUCCAAAGAAGCGUUUCUCGAAGCUAAAGAAAAGCUGGAAGCACUGAAUAUAAAGGAUGCAGAGCGAAAAAGAACUGCAGAGUUAAAAAAUAAUCUCGAAGGAUACAUAUAUGCCACUAGAGAAAAGCUUGAAUCAGAGGAAUAUGAAAAAAUUUCUUCCAGCCAGGAACGCCAAUCAUUCAUUGAAAAACUUGAUGAGGUGCAGGAAUGGUUGUACACUGAUGGUGAAGAUGCUUCUGCCACUAAGUUUGAAGAACGUUUAGAUUCAUUAAAAUCUAAUGGCGACCCCAUUUUUUUCAGAUUUAAUGAGCUUACUGCACGACCAGCAGCAUGUGAACUUGCUCAGAAAUACCUUGGUGAACUGCAACAGAUUGUACAUGGAUGGGAGGCUAAAUCAUGGCUUCCGAAAGAGAGAAUGGACAAGGUUCUGAAGGAUGCUGAAAAUUUUAAGAAAUGGUUGGCUGAGAAAGAGGCUGAGCAGAAGAAGACUUCGCCAUUCAGCACUGCUGCAUUUACAUCUGAGGAAGUAUAUGAGAAGGUAUUCGAUCUUCAAGACAAGGUUGCUAGCAUCAAUAGAAUUCCCAAACCAAAACCGAAAGUUGAGAAGCCUGUAAAGAAUGAAACAGAGAGCAGCAGCGAGGCUGAUGCGAAUACUACCUCCUCCGACUCAUCUUCUCAGGAGGCAACAUCUGAAAAUGACCAAACAGAUAAUGGCUCAACCAAUGACAAAGUAGACUCAGAAGCACCUGAAGCACACGAUGAAUUGUGAUUGAAGUGAGUGAUAUAUAGAAAAAAUUGAUAGAGGGUAAAGCCCAUUCUUCAGGUAGACAGACGGGCAGGAUGGGUACAAUAGGGGUAGGGGAGUGGCAGCAAUUUCGACUUUUGAGUGACGGUUUUAAUAUUUUAGACUUAGCCCAUUUUUCAGGAGGCCUGCUUUUCUUGCCAUCCUUGGGAUUUUUGUGAAAUGAACUUUUUUUUUUUUUUGUUAAUUAUGAUGGUUGUCACGUGAUAUAAUUCAUACCCCCAACAUAACUAUGGGGCACAUAGUGGCUAAUUUACCACCCUGGAGAUUUUGCUCCUCCACAGUAUUAUUAUUUGAGGUAUUUCGUUUUUUAGGGGGAAAAAAAGAAGACGACAUAAUUACUGUAUUUGUCAUAAUUCAGCUGAACCGAUAUGAAAUCCUGCUAUGGGGAUUCAAUAUAAACUCGUUAAUGAAAGCUUUUAACUGGGCCUACGAUGGAGAACAUUUUGGUGUUAAA